This is a messenger RNA of Zophobas morio, 372 nucleotides long. RefSeq names its product putative ankyrin repeat protein RF_0381. Gene Ontology annotation, molecular function: protein binding. Lineage: Eukaryota; Metazoa; Arthropoda; Insecta; Coleoptera; Tenebrionidae. The record is from RefSeq and is a predicted model, not a curated record. Bases 1 to 372 code for a protein of 123 amino acids. The transcript has a single exon.
AUGGUGGAAAUGUUGCUCGAAAACGGCGCGAUAUGUUCCUCUGGGAACACUAUAUUGCACCAGUUUAUAAAAGUAGCUGUUUGUACAGACAUAAUAAAUAAUUUCUUAGAAAACAUAGAUAUUGAUGUAAAUGCUAAAAACCAUAAUGGAAUAACGGCACUACAUCUUGCCUGCCAGCAUGGAAAUUUUGAUACCGUAAAGCUGCUAGUUACGAAGAACGCAGAUGUGCAUGCUUUAGACGAUAAUGGUGAAAACGUGUUACACUAUGUAGGCCAAACACUCGAUAAUGGCGAAGCUAUAACAAAACUACUAUUAGAGCGUGAAGUUGAUAUAAAUUGUUUAGAUAGACGCGAAAGGACAGCUUUACAUUAG